Messenger RNA from Labrus bergylta (ballan wrasse), 1298 nucleotides. Lineage: Eukaryota; Metazoa; Chordata; Actinopteri; Labriformes; Labridae. The record is from RefSeq and is a predicted model, not a curated record.
UUGUCAGUGCAGUGCAUGAGUAAGCAUUUGUUGUUAUGUUGUGAAAGUAUAUGAGCUCUUUUCAGCUGCUAAUGCGACGCCUUUUUCUGCAUCCUGUCAUGUGAUUUCCUGGGAGCUCUCAAGUUCUGCUACACAAACUGUCAGUCAAUAAUUAGAAUGAUUUUCCACUUGCCAAAAAGUGAGCCGUACCAUCAGGAGUUGAAGAACAACACAGACUCAUCUAUGAGCCUCUCUGGGGUCUCGGCCUAAGUGUUCAUGUGAAUGCAAAGGAGGCUGUUGCAAUGCAGAUUGCGGAAGUAACUGCCUUGUAGAGCUCUAAGGUGCAGCAUUGGUUGGGAUGUUUGUUGACUUGAAGCAAGAAGAUUGAUGUUUGAACAUUUUUUCAAGAGGAAGUGCAUGAAAACAAGAUGGAGGAGCACAAUUCUGUCAGCUUCUUGAGAUGCCUGUCAGAGGAGAGCUCUCAGUCGUCUGACUCCUAUGAGUACUAUCAGACUGAGAUAUUUGAUCAGCUGCCCAGCGUCCAGGCCCUCCGACCGGUCCAGGCCUACCAGGGUGGCCCAGAGCUGGGGAAGAGGGUCAGCCAUGGCCAGCUGUCCCCGGGACCCAGAGACAAAACGUCUACACAGCCGCUCAGGAACCUCGUCCUGUGUAUUCAGGGGAAAAGAAAUGCCAGGGACAGAAGGAAUAUGCAAAGAAGCAAAAUUAGUUGCUGGGAGUCAUGGAGGCGGAGUCAGAACAUCGCCACUAAGAGGGUAUGGGCACAGAUGGGAGGAGCUCUAUCAGGCUUGUUACCAUGGCAGCACACUCUUCACACCAUCGAAGGCAGGUUUGGAUUCGGCGUGAAGUCUUACUUUGUGUUCCUCAGAUAUCUGAUUUACCUGAACCUCCUUCACUGCGCUCUUAUCUCAGGCUUCAUUCUGGGGCCUACAGCAUUUUAUGGCAGGGGCAACAGCAGUAAACCUCUGAGGUUUGGAGAGGAUGACUCUGUUCUGGAUUUCUUCCUUGGAUCGGGGUACCUGGAUCGUUCUCCUGUCUUCUUGGGUUUUUAUACUCCCGGUUCCCUGAAUAAGCCGUGUCUGAAAACACCUCUGUUGUACUUCGCUGGAAUCCUCACCAUCCUCUUCCUCAGUCUCAUUAUGGUGGUCCACAGGACGAUAGUUGGCUACAAGCACACCUGGAUGCUCGGGAGACGUUACAGCACGAACAUGAGCUACAAGAUCUUCUGUGGUUGGGACUUCACCAUCCAGGACCCCAUCGCUGCUACUCUCAAACGCAGCUUCAUCAGAAAUGAUCUCAAG